UAGUGAUGUCGGCUAUUAGGACAGAAAUGGCGGAGAAUAAGAGCGCCAAAGCCCAGUUUUGUGUUGUCGUGUGAAAUUAUGAAAAAGCACCCAACCAAACCACACCCCACCAUCAGUUACCAGUUAGGUCGAUUUCGGUUGAAAAGUCAAAUCUCUUUUUCAACAUUUCUGUUCAUUUUUCCCUUUCGCUCUCCUCUUCAAUCUUAUCCUGCCUUAUACAGACGCCAAAGAAACUGACAAAUUCAAUUUUCUACCUUCCCCAAUGGAGGUGAAGCGCAGAACUGCUCGCUCUUUAGUGUCCAAACUCAGCUCCGUCUCCGAGAUAACCCGCUCCGAAGCCUUAGCCGAGCUGCGUCUCAUCACCAAACACGAUGCUGAUAGCCGCCCCAUUAUCGCUGACGCUGGUGCUAUUCCCUACUUGGCUGAGACUCUCUAUUCUUCCUCCCAUGAUUCGCAAGAGAACGCCGCUGCUACCCUCCUUAACCUCUCAAUCUCCUCCCGCGACUCUCUCAUGUCUACUCGCGGCCUCUUUGACGCGAUUUCUCACGCGCUCCGCCACCAUAAUACCACCACUUCCGCUCUUGCUGUUCAAUCCUGUGCCGCUACUUUGCACAGCCUCUUGAUCGUUGAUUCUUACCGGCCUAUCAUCGGAUCCAAACGCGAUGUCAUUUAUUCCCUGAUAGAGAUAAUGAAAACGGUCAAGUCUCCGCCGCGGUCGAUCAAAGAUGCGUUGAAAGCUUUGUUUGGAAUUGCUUUGUAUCCGUUGAACAGAUCCACACUGAUUGAUCUUGGGGCGAUUCCCCCGUUGUUUUCAUUAGUUUUGAAAGACGGGAGAGUAGGGAUAGUAGAGGAUGCGACGGCGGUGAUAGCGCAAAUUGCGGGGUGGGAGGAGAGCUAUGUUGAAUUCGUGAAAUUUUCAGGGGUGAGGAUUUUGGUGGACUUGUUGGAUGUGGGGACGGGUUCUAGUGGGAGAAUAAAGGAGAACGCAGUGUCGGCAUUGUUGAAUUUGGUGAGGUGUGGAGGUGAAAGAGUGGGGGAGGAGGUGAGAGAUAUGGCUGGGGCAGUGGUGGAGGGGAUUAAGGAAGUGGUGGAGAAUGGAAGCGCCAAAGGAAAGAGUAAAGCUAUUGCACUGUUGAAGGUGAUUGAGAGCGAAACAAGCAAUAGGAGUGCUCAGUUUGAUUCUUUACUCAAUCAAUCUUCAUAAUUUGCUGGCUUGUGGAUAGCAUUCGGUUAGUUAGUUCCCUGUCCUAUAUGAAAAAAAAUUGAUUUCUUUUAAGCUUGUAGAUUACAUUUGUAUAAAUUAACUGAUGAAUUUGUAUUGCUAAUAGCAUAGAAAGGGAAACGAGAAGUUCGGAUUGGUGAUGAAUGAUUAAUAACGUUGAUGUGAUUGUCAAA
Manihot esculenta (cassava) is the source of this 1395-nucleotide messenger RNA. RefSeq names its product U-box domain-containing protein 4. The transcript has a single exon. Bases 263 to 1204 code for a protein of 313 amino acids. NCBI's taxonomy places the organism in Eukaryota, Viridiplantae, Streptophyta, Magnoliopsida, Malpighiales, Euphorbiaceae. Gene Ontology annotation, molecular function: protein binding. Gene Ontology annotation, cellular component: nucleus; cytoplasm. The record is from RefSeq and is a predicted model, not a curated record.